AUGACAUCCGACCAGUUGACCGACAGCCAGCGGCGCAAGCUGGCCCACCAGCUGCUGAUCGAACAUCUCUCAUACCAAUUUGCCUUUCCGGUCCAAUGGAUCAACACCCAACAAGCCCUGCUCCAACAUGACCCGCCCAUCCAGCGCAUCAUCGAGAUUGGCCCUGCGCGGGUCCUGGCCACCAUGGCCCAGAAGACUGCCACCACGGGGCCCACCGCCCGCCACGACCAGGCCAAUGCCAUCAACCGACAGUUUCUCAGCUCGGCCAGCAAUCUCAAGGAGAUCUACUAUGAGUAUGAGGAGCCGGCGGAACCAGCCCAGCCGGCCCCAGCUGCCACCCCAACUACCACCCCAGUGACUACCCCAGCGACCACCGCAGCUCCCGCUCCAGCCACUGCCCCAGCUCCCGCAGCCGCUGCCUCCAUCCCCGACACGCCACUCACGGCCGGAGACCUAGUCCUCGCCCUAACAGCCCAGAAACUCAAGAAGCCCUUCGACCAAGUCCCCCGGGACAAGAGCAUCCGGGAUCUCUCCGGAGGCAAAUCCACCCUGCAGAAUGAACUGAUCGGCGACCUCGAAGCCGAGCUCGGCCAUCUCCCCGACAACAGCGAGACGCUCGCCCUCGAAGCCCUGUCAACCCUUCCCUGCUCCGGCCAGCUCGGCAAGCCCAUGACCAGCCUAGUCGCUCGACUGAUCUCCUCCAAGAUGCCGGCGGGCUACACCCAACAAGCCAUUCGCCAGCACUUGCAGACGCGCUGGGGACUGGAGGUCCACCGUCAAACCGCCGUGCUCUGCUACGCCACGACUCUGGAACCAGCGGCCCGUCUGGCUGACCCAGCUGCUGCCACUGACUUUCUGGACCGCGUCGUCCAGCGCUACGCCCAAUACUUCACGCUAACCCUCACCCCGGGAUCAUCCACCACCCCGUCCGGCCCGGCUGCGAUCGUGGACGCAUCCGCCCUCGAGGCCGCCACGCGCGAGCAGAAAACCGCCCUGCGCAAGAUCCACGAGGUGCUCGGCCAGCUGCUCGACGAGCCUGAGGCUAUGGCGGAGCCAACUGUCUCCACGGCCGAGCUCACCGCGCAGCUCGACCACUGGACCACCGAGUUCGGGUCGCAAAUGCAGACCGGCACCGCGCCGCUCUUCGACGCCCGUAAGAUCCGUCUCUACGACUCGUGGUGGAACUGGGUGCGGGUGGAUCUCCUGUCCCUGCUCCAGCGGCUGGACCGGGAGGAUGUCCCGUCCGCCGAGUUAGAGAACGAACUGCAUAUGAUUUUCAAUCGGUGGACGCCGGCCUGCUCGCAGCUGGUGGACUUCGCCUCCACCACCCGGGGGCAUCCCAUACGUGAGACAUUCAACUCAGAGCACCGUGGUGUCGAUCCCACUUUCCGAUACACCCAACCCUCCCUCGCCCCCAAAACCACCAUCACCGACACCGGCGACAUCCAGUACACCGAAGUCCCCCGUGUCUCUGCCCCGACCCCCACCGACCACGCGUUCCUCCUCACCCGCAGCACCACCACCACCACCACCCACCUCCCCUUCUGCCACAUCCGUCGCCGCCACGGCCCGACCUGGCGCUACCACGCCCCCUGGACGAACCACUUCCUGGACGCUCUCACCACCGCCACCACCACCGGCCUGUCCUUCAAAGACCGCACCGUCCUGAUCACCGGCGCCAGUCCCGGUUCGAUCGGCGCCGAAGCCAUCAAGGGGCUACUCCAAGGCGGGGCCCAUGUCCUCGUGACCACCAGCCGAGCGAUCAGCGCGACCGCGGACUUCUACAGCACUCUGUACAAGAGGUACGGUGCCCGGGGGAGUAAACUGAUCCUCCUGCCAUUCAACCAAGCCAGCGUGCAAGACUGCGAUGCGUUGAUCGAUCAUAUCUAUACCCAGGGCCCUGCCUCCGGUGGGACCUAUGGGGGCGACAUCGACGCGAUCCUCCCGUUCGCGGCGAUGCCUCAGACGGGGACCAUUGACAGCGGGCUCGAUGAAAGGGCGGAGCUCGCGCACCGACUCAUGCUCACGAAUCUCCUCCGGUUACUCGGCCGGAUUAAAUAUCAUAAAGUGCAACGACGGAUCACGAGUCGUCCCACGACGAUCAUCCUCCCGCUGUCGCCGAAUCACGGGACCUUCGGGGGGGAUGGACUCUACUCGGAGUCCAAACUGGGAUUAGAGACGCUGUUGAACCGGUUCGAUUCGGAGCGGUGGGCGCCGUAUCUCGCCGUCUGUGGGACGGUCAUCGGAUGGACCCGCGGCACCGGGUUAAUGAGCGGGAAUAAUAUCCUCGCGGAGGCGGUGGAAGCGCAGGGCGCGAUGACGUUCUCGGCCGGGGAGAUGGCGUGGAAUGUGUUGGCGGUGUUGGGGCAGGGGAAAUUGGUGGCGGCGUGUGAGGAGCAGCCCGUGUGGGUGGAUUUGAGUGGGGGGUUGGCGGGGGUGGAGGGGUUGAAGGAGGUGUUGGGGCGGGCGAGACGGGAGAUGCAGCGGGCGAGUCAGAUCCGCCAGGCGAUCGUGGCGGAGCGGGAGCGGGAGCGGGAGGUGUUGGGCGUGGCGGAGGGCCCGGGGCCGCGGGGGGAUGGGUUUCGUCCUCGGGCGGGGCUGAGGGUUGGGUAUCCCGCGGUGAAGGAGUAUGAGACCGCGAUCCAGGGAUUGCCUGAUUUGCAGGGCAUGAUGAACCUGCAGAAGACGGUGGUCGUGGUGGGAUAUUCCGAGUUGGGUCCAUGGGGGAGUGCCCGGACCCGAUGGGAGAUGGAAUCCACCGGGGCGUUUUCCGUGGAAGGACUGGUGGAGAUGGCGUGGAUGAUGGGGUUGAUUGAGCAUUGGGCCGGAGAGGUCCAGGGCCAGCCCUAUGCCGGAUGGGUGGAUCGACAGACCAAAGCCCCGGUGCGGGACGAUGAGAUCGGCACGCGGUAUGGGGAAUAUAUCCGGGCGCAUACGGGGAUCCGGUUCAUCGAGCCGGAACUGCUGAACGGGUAUGAUCCGGAUCGCAAGGAGUUUCUGCACGAGGUCGUGGUCAAUGAGGAUCUGCCGGUGUUUACGGCGGCGCGGGCCACGGCGGAGGCGUUUCAGCUGCGGUACGGCGACAAGGUGGUGAUUACGCCGCAGGGGGAGGAUGAAUGCGCCGUGCGGAUCAAGAAGGGGGCACACUUUCUCGUCCCCAAGGCAAUUCCCUUCAGUCGCAAAGUGGCAGGGUUGCUGCCCACGGGCUGGGAUCCGGCGCGAUAUGGCAUCCCGGAAGAUAUCGUGGCGCAGGUCGACCCCAUCACGCUGUAUGUGUUGUGCUGCGUGUGUCAGGCCAUGCUCAGCACCGGCAUUCAGGAUCCGUUUGAGAUCUACCAGCACAUGCAUGUCUCCGAAGUGGCCAACUGCAUUGGCACGGGGGUGGGGGGUUUAGUAUCGAUGCGGGGGGUCUAUGGUGAUCGCUAUCUGGAUCGCCCGGUGCAGAACGACAUUCUGCAAGAAUCCUACCUCAAUGCCAUGGGAGCGUGGACCAACAUGCUCCUCCUGGGCUCCAGCGGCCCGAUCAAAACGCCAGUUGGCACUUGCGCCACGGCCGUCGAAUCGCUCGAUUCCGGCUGCGAAUCGCUCCUCCUCGGCAAAGCCAAACUGGCCAUCGUCGGCGGCACCGACGACUUCCAAGCCGAAAUGUCGUACGAAUUCGCCAACAUGAAAGCGACCGCCAACACCCUGGACGAGCUGGCCAAAGGCCGUCUACCCCACGACAUGUCCCGCCCCAGCACGACCUCCCGCAGCGGCUUCAUGGAAUCCGCCGGCUGCGGCAUCCAAAUCAUCACCACCGCCGACACCGCCCUGGCCAUGGGUCUGCCCAUCUACGGCAUCAUCGCCUAUACCCAAAUGGCAGGCGACCGCAUCGGCCGCUCCGUCCCAGCCCCAGGCCAAGGCAUUCUCACCGCAGCCCGGGAAUCCCCCCCCGCACGAUCCUCCCCACUCCUCUCUCUCCCCUACCGUCGCGCCCACCUCACCACCGCCCUAUCCCAGAUCCAACGCGAACGCACCGAUCUCCUCACAGCAGCCAAACACCUCCCCCUCGACAACACCCCCCACAGCCUCUCCGAGCACCUCCACCGCAUCGAAACCCUCACCACCCAGAAACUCCUCACCGCACAAACCCUCUGGUCGAACCCCCGUCUCCAAGACCCCACCAUCUCUCCCCUCCGCGCCGCCCUCGCAACCUGGUCCCUCACCAUCGACGACCUCACCGUCGCGACCCUCCACGGCACCUCCACCCCGGCUAAUGAUCUGAACGAAGCCCGCGUCCUCAACACCCAAAUGUCCCACUUACACCGCACACCAGGAAACCCCCUCCUCACGAUCUCCCAGAAACAUCUCACCGGCCAUCCCAAAGGCGCUGCCGGAGCAUGGAUGCUCAACGGGGGGUUACAAGUCCUAUCCUCCGGGGUGGUACCGGGGAACCGCAAUGCAGAUAAUAUUGAUGAGAAGUUCCGGGGGUUUGAACAUCUGGUGUAUCCAUCCACCGCCAUGAAGAUUGGUGAGGACGGGAUGAAGGCAUUCAUGUUGACGAGUUUCGGGUUCGGGCAGAAGGGCGGGGUGGUGGUGGUGGUUGCGGCGAGGUAUUUGUUUGCGGGGUUGGGAAAGGGGGUGUAUGAGGGGUGGAAGGGACGGGUAGGGGAGAGGAUGAGGAGGGGGGAGCAGGUGUUUCUGAACGGGUUCAUGGGGAAGAAUGGGGAGGGGUGGUUUCGGGCGAAGGAGGUGUCGGCGUGGGGGGAGAAGAAAGAGGAUGAGACGAGGGUGUUUUUGGAUCCCGGGGCGAGGGUAGCCCGGGAGGGAGGGGAGUAUGUUUUCAGCAGAGGUGCUUAG
Aspergillus ibericus CBS 121593 is the source of this 4839-nucleotide messenger RNA. Its product is annotated as putative 3-oxoacyl-synthase. Lineage: Eukaryota; Fungi; Ascomycota; Eurotiomycetes; Eurotiales; Aspergillaceae. Gene Ontology annotation, biological process: long-chain fatty acid biosynthetic process. Bases 1 to 4839 code for a protein of 1612 amino acids. The transcript is spliced from 4 exons. Gene Ontology annotation, cellular component: fatty acid synthase complex. The record is from RefSeq and is a predicted model, not a curated record. Gene Ontology annotation, molecular function: holo-[acyl-carrier-protein] synthase activity; 3-oxoacyl-[acyl-carrier-protein] synthase activity; fatty acid synthase activity.